AUGGAUACUCUUGCUAGUUUUAAUGAAGAAGAUGAAUCAAUUCAGCUCUGUGAACCUAAUAUUACAUUUAUAGUUGACGAGGCUACAUUUGGAAAAGGGACUCUGUAUGUUGCUGAAAGUAAACUUUACUGGAAAAAUGAUGCAACUAAUCAAAUAGUUAGUAUUGAUUACAAAUCCAUGUGUGUAUUUGGUACAUGUAAUCAUCCAGUAGUACACGAAAAACCUUGUUUGCAAAUUAUAGUUGAUUUUGCUUAUAAACCUUCUGAUAGUAUACAACAUGAAAAUGGACAAAACCUAAAUGGUAACAAUCAUAUUAAUGGAGAUGAUGAUUCUGAAGAAGAUGAUGGAGUUGAUGAAAAUGAAGAUGAAGAUGAAGAAGGAGAAAUGAAAUCUAAAAUAAAACUAGUACCUGACACCCCAGAAUGUCUGAAUGAAAUAUAUGGAGCAUUUACACGUGUCCAGCCGUUACAUAAUACUAAUGAUCCGGAUAGUGAAGAAGAAGAAGAAGCAGAUGAUGAUUUUUAUUAUAACGAAAAUGAUGAAUUUGAAGACUAUGAUGAAGAUGAUACUGAACAAAUAUUGAGGAAUUGA
Molecule: messenger RNA, 591 nt
Organism: Myzus persicae (green peach aphid)
Lineage: Eukaryota; Metazoa; Arthropoda; Insecta; Hemiptera; Aphididae
Product: methylosome subunit pICln-like
Exons: 1
Coding region: 1-591 (196 amino acids)
Biological process (GO): mRNA cis splicing, via spliceosome
Cellular component (GO): spliceosomal complex; cytosol
Source: RefSeq, a predicted model, not a curated record